AUGUCGAGCUACGAUAAGUACCAAACCCCCCUCAGCACGAGGUAUGCCUCGCAGGAGAUGAUGACCAUCUUCUCGGCCCGCGAGCGCGCCAGCACCUGGCGGCAGCUCUGGGUCUGGCUUGCCGAGGCCGAGAAGGAACUUGGUCUGCCCAUCCCCGAUGAAGCCCUCGAUCAGAUGCGCGCCCACGUCACUGUGUCCGACCAGGCGUUUUCGGUCGCGAGAGAUUAUGAGGCUAAGUUUCGUCAUGAUGUCAUGGCGCAUGUCCAUGCCUACGGCGAGGAUGCCCCUGCGGCUGCUGGCCACAUCCACCUUGGUGCCACCAGCUGUUACGUGACCGACAACGCCGACCUGAUCUUCCAGCAGCGGGCCCUAGACCUCCUCCUCCCCAAGCUGGCUAAGGUCAUCCGGAACCUUCAGGAGUUUGCUCUGAAGUACAAGGACCUCCCCACGCUCGGCUUCACUCACUACCAGCCGGCUCAACUGAUCACUGUCGGCAAACGUGCCGCCCAGUGGAUCCAGGAGCUUGUCAUGGAUCUGGAGGACAUCGAGACGGUCCGCGAGAGACUCCAAUUCCGUGGCGCCCAGGGCACCACCGGGUCUCAGGCCACUUUCCUUGAGCUGUUCGAGGGUAACCCCGACAAGAUUGUGCAGCUCAAUGAGAUCCUCUGCAAGAAGGCCGGCUUCCCUUCGACCUACGCCAUCUCGACGCAGACGUACACCCGCAAGGUCGACCUCCGGGUGGCUAACGCCGUGUGCGCCCUCGGCGCCACCGCCGAGCGGAUCUGCUCCGACAUCCGACACCUUGCCAACCUGAAGGAGAUGGAGGAGCCUUUUGAGAAGAGCCAGAUUGGGAGCUCUGCUAUGGCUUAUAAGCGUAACCCCAUGAGGUCCGAACGUAUCACUGCCCUCGGCCGGAAGCUCGCCCGUCUGCCUGCCAACUUUACCGCCACGUUCGAGACUCAGUGGUUUGAGAGGACGCUCGAUGACAGUGCCAUUCGCCGGAUGGACAUCCCCGAGAUGUUCCUCCUCGCCGACUCGAUCCUCCUCGCACUCGACAACGUGACUAACGGCCUCGUGAUCUACCCCAACGUCAUCCGGUCCCGCAUCGACCAGGAGCUGCCGUUCAUGGCAACCGAGUCCAUCCUCAUGAAGCUCGCCACUCACGGUGUUUCUCGGCAGGACGCCCACGAGGAGAUCCGCGUUCUGUCCCACCAAGCCAGCGACGUUGUCAAGCAGCAGGGCGGCCGCAACGACCUGCUUGAGCGGGUCAAGAAGGCCGAGUUCUUCAAGCCCGUCUGGGACGAGAUUGACAGCCUGGUCGACCCCAAGCUGUUCAUCGGCAAUUCGCCUAAGAUUGUCGAGGACUACUGCAACGGCGAAGUUGCGCAGAAGCUGGCCCGGUACAAGACCUCGCUCGACAAGGCGUUGACGGCCCAACUUUCUAUCUAG
Molecule: messenger RNA, 1449 nt
Organism: Dichotomopilus funicola
Lineage: Eukaryota; Fungi; Ascomycota; Sordariomycetes; Sordariales; Chaetomiaceae
Product: L-Aspartase-like protein
Exons: 18
Coding region: 1-1449 (482 amino acids)
Biological process (GO): 'de novo' AMP biosynthetic process
Cellular component (GO): cytosol
Molecular function (GO): (S)-2-(5-amino-1-(5-phospho-D-ribosyl)imidazole-4-carboxamido) succinate lyase (fumarate-forming) activity; N6-(1,2-dicarboxyethyl)AMP AMP-lyase (fumarate-forming) activity
Source: RefSeq, a predicted model, not a curated record